Vigna angularis (adzuki bean) is the source of this 1158-nucleotide messenger RNA. RefSeq lists its product as uncharacterized. The coding region runs from base 164 to 985 and encodes 273 amino acids. NCBI's taxonomy places the organism in Eukaryota, Viridiplantae, Streptophyta, Magnoliopsida, Fabales, Fabaceae. Gene Ontology annotation, biological process: endoplasmic reticulum to Golgi vesicle-mediated transport. The record is from RefSeq and is a predicted model, not a curated record. Gene Ontology annotation, cellular component: COPII-coated ER to Golgi transport vesicle; endoplasmic reticulum-Golgi intermediate compartment; endoplasmic reticulum membrane. The transcript is spliced from 5 exons.
CCAAUAUCUCCUCACUAACUUUUCUUGUUCUCUUUAUUUGGGCUUCUUCAACCCUAAGCUAUCAUAUCAAAACGAACAGUUUCUCUUGUUCUCAUCUUAUUGCUCAUGAUUGCUUAAAGUGCUGCUGAUUUAAAUCCCUUUUUUUAUUUUUCAAACCGUAAGAAUGUAUAAUAAUGUUGGGAUGCCACCGGGGGGGCCUCAACUGCAUCCUCAACCUCCUACGAGCUCACAACCUAAUUUGUUUGGGAAUGCAUUUAAUGCUGCUGGAUCAGGACUCAUUCGAGGUGGAUUGGGUGCUUAUGGAGAAAAAAUAUUAGGAUCAAGUUCUGAGUACGUCCAAAGCAAUAUAAGCCGGUAUUUCUCUGAUCCCCAAUACUACUUUCAAGUGAAUGAUCACUAUGUUAAGAACAAAUUAAAGGUUAUUUUGUUCCCAUUCCUGCACCGGGGUCAUUGGACUAGAAUUACUGAACCCGUGGGAGGUAGGCUAUCCUAUAAACCACCAAUCUAUGACAUAAAUGCUCCAGACUUGUACAUUCCAUUAAUGGCAUUUGGUACCUACGUUGUUCUUGCCGGCAUCUCACUUGGUUUACAUGGAAAGUUUAGUCCUGAAGCUUUGAACUGGUUAUUUAUCAAGGGAUUGGUUGGCUGGUUUAUGCAAACUGGAUUGCUUAAAGUUGCUUUACUUUCAUUGGGCACUGGGGAAGCACCUCUAUUGGACAUUAUAGCGUAUGCUGGGUACACUUUUACGGGCUUAUGUUUGGCUGUUUGUGGAAGAAUGAUAUGGAGUUACUCCUACUACUUUCUGAUGCUGUCGACCUGCUUAUGUAUGGCGGUGUUCUUGGUUAAAACAAUGAAGAGAGUCCUUUUCGCUGAAGUCAGGAGUUAUGACUCAAGCAAGCACCACUAUCUCUUACUCUUCAUUGCUUUGGCUCAGUUCCCAUUAUUCACAUGGCUUGGAAACAUUACUGUCAAUUGGCUAAUAUAGUGAUAGCAUUUACACUGUUCUUAAGAGUUAGAAGUCCCUGGUAAUUCUUUUGGUUGUUAACUUUGGAGAAUUGUAAUAUAAGGCUCUUUUCUCUCUUUGUUGUAUGUCAAAGAUGCGAAAUCGUAGCAUUCUCCUUCAUCAGAUGUAUUAUAUUAUAGGAUUUUUCGUACUUA